Messenger RNA from Lolium rigidum, 1231 nucleotides. Its product is annotated as very-long-chain aldehyde decarbonylase GL1-10-like. Lineage: Eukaryota; Viridiplantae; Streptophyta; Magnoliopsida; Poales; Poaceae. Gene Ontology annotation, biological process: sterol biosynthetic process. The record is from RefSeq and is a predicted model, not a curated record. Bases 176 to 1057 code for a protein of 293 amino acids. The transcript is spliced from 5 exons. Gene Ontology annotation, molecular function: C-4 methylsterol oxidase activity; iron ion binding.
GCGCGGAGCAGACCAUAUACGCAUGCCAUCUUGAACUGACGCGAGUAAGUAGGCGCCCAGGGCGUAGACGAGGAAAACAGUCGAGGGAGAUCUAGCAACGGCCUCCGCCCCGAUCUCCCGGAUCAGAACCAACAAACAUCUUCGUACGUCUCGCCGGAGAGGGAGAGUGAGCACGAUGCUGCCGUACUCGACGGCGGGCGAGGCGGAGGCGGCGCUGGGGCGCGCCCUGACGUGGGCGGAGGCGGCGUGGCUCCGGUACUCGGCGUCGGUGCCGGACUGCUACCUCCACUGGCCCAACAUCGCCAUCACAUUGGUCGUCUACACGCUGGCGCCGCUGCCGCUCGUGCUCUUCGACCUCGCCGCGCCGGAGAUCGCCGCGCCGUACAAGCUGCAGCCCAAGGUGCAGCACCCGCCGGCCGCCUUCUUCCGCUGCUACAUGGACGCCGUUCGCGUCUCGCUGCUCACCAUCGGGCCUUACCAGCUCAUCUCGUAUCCUGCCGCUAAGAUAAUGGACAUACGGACGGGACUGCCACUGCCGUCGAUGGGGGAGAUAGCGGCGCAGCUGACGGUAUACUUCCUGGUGGAAGACUACCUGAACUACUGGCUACAUCGUCUGCUGCACACAAAAUGGGGCUAUGAGAAGAUCCACCAUGUUCACCACGAGUUCACGGCUCCCAUGGCGUAUGCCGCGUGGUAUGGACACUGGGCCGAGAUGCUUAUCCUCGCUGUCCCCUCCCUUGCCGGCCCGGCUAUCGUCCCAUGCCAUGUCACCACGCUCUGGAUCUGGUUUGCUGCUCGCCUGGUAGAGAGCCUCAACAUUCACAGCGGAUUUAAGUUACCGUUCAACGCUGAGAAGUAUAUACCGUUCUACGGAGGGGCGGAACACCAUGACUACCACCACUACAUUGGAGGGCAGAGCAAGAGCAACUUCGCUCCUGUUUUCACCUACUGUGAUUACAUAUACGGAACGGACAAAGGCUACCGAUUUCACAAGGCAACCCUUGCAAAGCUGAAGGAGUUGGCGGGCAGCAACGUUCAGAAAGGAGAUGGCAAUUGAUUCCACAGGGGCAAGCAGGACCAGAGAGAGAUAGGCGUCACUAAUCUAUGUGGUCUCCGGAUAUAUCCCCAUGAUGGAGUACACUAGUAUAAAAUAUUUAUUUCAUGUCAAUCAUCAAGGUUGAGUGGCUCAUGAACCACCGGCAGAGUCGUUCCAAGUGUUUAUUUACUUACA